AUGGAUACACCGACGAGUCCGGGCCAAGGUACUGUGCUGGCGGGCCGCCGCCCGUCGCCAGGCGACGAUAACGACCUUCAAUCCAUCGUUGGACGACAACCUUCUAUGCCAAUUCCUCCCCAUCAUCACGAUCGGGGGGCGGGGUCGGGCCAGUCGCCCAACAACUCUGGCGGCGGCAGCCUUUCGACGCCCAAGAUGAAAAUGAUCAAUCCAGACAUCACAGCGAAGCUGUGCAAAGCAGUCUUUCGAGGUGAGAAGGUUCCAGAAGUUAUUGACCAACGCGACAAGGAUUAUCAGAAGUUUAAACAACAUCUUAUGGAGAAAAAAAACUUGCCCAAUGGGCACACGGCCAUUCCGAGGCAUUCUCAUCAAAUGUCAAAUGUCAAGCAUUAA
Molecule: messenger RNA, 393 nt
Organism: Fusarium graminearum PH-1
Lineage: Eukaryota; Fungi; Ascomycota; Sordariomycetes; Hypocreales; Nectriaceae
Exons: 1
Coding region: 1-393 (130 amino acids)
Source: RefSeq, a predicted model, not a curated record